GAAGAGCUGCCGGAAGUAGGCGGUGGAGGUGGCGGCAGAGCUGCUUACAGCCACCAGGGAAACAGAGGCGGGAAGCGCAGCGGGCAGACCCUCAGCACCGGGGGUCAAGUGUGCGUCCCGCACGCCUGAGGCCGAGAGCUCGCUCCGCCUAGACCGCUUCUGGGGUCCCGCAGCCUCCGCGGACCUCAGCCUUGCCCCGAAGCCCGCCAGGGGGCGCCGCGCUGAGGGGCUGCGGGGUGGGGGGCGGACGGCCCUGACCCCGGGGCUGCUCGGGGCCGGGCGAGAGGACCGCCUGGGCGGGGACCCCGAGGCCUCAGCCCCCGGACAGAGGCAGGGGUUCUUGGGGGCGCAGGGGGCGCGUCGCCCUCUGCCCCCGCCGGCACCCUGGCCAUGACAGGCAAGUCGGUGAAGGACGUGGAUCGGUACCAGGCGGUGCUGGCCAACCUGCUGCUGGAGGAAGAUAACAAGUUCUGUGCCGACUGCCAGUCCAAAGGGCCGAGAUGGGCCUCCUGGAACAUUGGUGUGUUCAUCUGCAUUCGGUGUGCUGGAAUCCACAGGAAUUUGGGGGUGCAUAUAUCCAGGGUAAAAUCAGUGAACCUGGACCAGUGGACUCAAGAGCAGAUUCAGUGCAUGCAAGAGAUGGGGAAUGGAAAAGCAAACCGACUCUACGAAGCCUACCUUCCUGAGACCUUUCGGAGACCUCAGAUAGACCCAGCUGUUGAAGGAUUUAUUCGAGAUAAAUAUGAGAAGAAGAAAUAUAUGGACCGAAGUCUGGACAUCAAUGUCCUUAGGAAAGAGAAAGAUGAUAAGUGGAAACGAGGGAGUGAACCUGCUCCAGAGAAAAAGAUGGAACCUGUUGUUUUUGAGAAAGUAAAAAUGCCACAGAAAAAAGAAGACGCACAGCUACCUCGGAAGAGCUCCCCGAAAUCCGCAGCCCCUGUCAUGGACUUGUUGGGCCUGGAUGCUCCUGUGGCCUGCUCAAUUGCAAACAGUAAGACCAGCAAUGCCCUAGAAAAGGAUCUAGAUCUUUUGGCCUCUGUUCCAUCCCCUUCUUCAGUUUCCAGAAAGGCUGUAGGUUCCAUGCCAACUGCAGGGAGUGCUGGUUCUGUCCCUGAAAACCUGAACCUAUUUCCAGAGCCAGGGAGCAAGUCAGAAGAAACAGGCAAGAAACAGCUCUCCAAGGACUCCAUCCUAUCACUGUAUGGAUCCCAGACGCCUCAAAUGCCUGCCCAAGCAAUGUUCAUGGCUCCUGCUCAAAUGGCAUAUCCCACAGCUUACCCCAGUUUCCCUGGGGUUACACCACCUAACAGCAUCAUGGGGAGCAUGAUGCCUCCACCAGUAGGCAUGGUAGCUCAACCAGGAGCCUCUGGAAUGGUUACCCCCAUGGCCAUGCCUGCUGGCUAUAUGGGGGGCAUGCAGGCUUCCAUGAUGGGUGUGCCCAAUGGGAUGAUGACCACUCAGCAGGCCGGCUACAUGGCAAGCAUGGCAGCUAUGCCCCAGACUGUGUAUGGGGUUCAGCCAGCUCAGCAACUGCAAUGGAACCUUACUCAGAUGACCCAGCAGAUGGCUGGGAUGAACUUCUACGGAGCCAACGGCAUGAUGAACUAUGGACAGUCAAUGGGCAGUGGAAACGGCCAGGCAGCCAAUCAGACUCUGAGUCCUCAGAUGUGGAAAUAAGAGCAAAGCUCCUGUGUGGCUGCCACUCUCUUCCGCCCUUGCUUCCCUCCCUCCUCUUCUUUCCCCAGCCCUCCCCUUCCAUUUUUCCUACCUCUCUCUGUUUGGUUUAGAAAUUGAUCAUAAGUCAUGUCGUUUGGCAUUCUGCCUAACCCAGUCAGUCCCUUCCUAAAGUCAUAGACCUCUCUGUUGCUUUAUGUUGGUCACGUCCCCUGACUGUCCGGAUUUCUUCCCACCCCACCCCCACCCUCUCCCAGCACCAGCACCUUAGAAAUUAUUGGCAGAAGAGGGCAUAUGAGCUGCAGGAAAUGGAUACACUGCUCAGUACCUUCCCUUGAGGUUGAGCCUCCUCUCAGACCCUCAGAAAGGUCUGUAAAGGAUGAGUGCUUGGCAGAGGGGAAAGUAGAAAGGGUCUUUAUUUGUUAUAAGCUGUUUCUAAGUGCUGAGAGUUUUGCUUGAAGAGGGAGUGAGCCAUCAUGUUCCCAGCUUUUCGGGAAUGAAAGAAGUUCUACAAUCAGAUAAUCCUUGUGUCUGGGGUCAGUUUGGCCCUGGCCCUAGAGUGAGGCAAGCCCUUCCUAUGAAGAUGAGCAAAAAUAUCACUCCACUUCACUCUUGAGUGCUUUCAGGAUCUGGAGCUUCAGGACUCGCUGCUUCAGUCAGCCUUCAUUAGCACCAAAGACUCCAUGAAGGUUCCACACACAAACACAUAUCCCUUGCCCACCUUCUGCCUACCUUGAGCCGGAUCUGGCCCUGUGGCUAGAAGACCAGCCCCUACGAGGAAACGCGGAGCUCAACAUGUGCACUGCUUGUGUGCGUGUGGAUGUGUGGAUCCCACCUGCCGCCUCCCCAUCUGCUCCGGGUGUAUUUUUGUUUUUUAUAGUUCUAGGUUUACAACAGAGAGGAGUUAAUUUAUCAACAGCCUAAAGUUGUUGCCAGGUUAUCUUACAGUUUAAAACUUGCCAUCUCAUCGGUAGUCCCUUCUCCUUCCCCUCUCCCAUCUGCCAGUCUCUCUGUGCCCUCGUGUCUGAGUGCUGUUUGCCCACCUUUUCCAGGUGUAAGAGGCAGAGAGCCUGGACAGCUUUCUCUCAGCCAUUGUUCACCCCACUUGAAAAUUCAAACAAGAAAACUUUGCUUCAAAGAUCUCAUGUGUGGGAACCACAGCGCCUGGUUGCCUUUCUCCUGUGUAUGUGUAAAUUCCUUAAUAAAUAUUGCAGGGAAAGACCA
Mastomys coucha (southern multimammate mouse) is the source of this 2898-nucleotide messenger RNA. It is a transcript of the gene Smap2, whose product is annotated as small ArfGAP2. Gene Ontology annotation, molecular function: GTPase activator activity. Bases 391 to 1677 code for a protein of 428 amino acids. The transcript is spliced from 10 exons. The record is from RefSeq and is a predicted model, not a curated record. Lineage: Eukaryota; Metazoa; Chordata; Mammalia; Rodentia; Muridae.